Penicillium digitatum Pd1 is the source of this 465-nucleotide messenger RNA. RefSeq names its product ubiquitin-ribosomal 40S subunit protein eS31 fusion protein. NCBI's taxonomy places the organism in Eukaryota, Fungi, Ascomycota, Eurotiomycetes, Eurotiales, Aspergillaceae. Gene Ontology annotation, molecular function: ubiquitin protein ligase binding; structural constituent of ribosome; protein tag activity. Gene Ontology annotation, cellular component: nucleus; ribosome; cytoplasm. Gene Ontology annotation, biological process: translation; modification-dependent protein catabolic process; protein ubiquitination. The record is from RefSeq and is a predicted model, not a curated record.
AUGCAGAUCUUCGUCAAGACCCUUACGGGUAAGACUAUCACCCUUGAGGUGGAGUCAUCCGAUACCAUUGACAAUGUCAAGUCCAAGAUUCAGGACAAGGAGGGUAUCCCCCCCGACCAACAGCGCCUGAUCUUCGCUGGUAAGCAGCUCGAGGAUGGCCGCACCCUUUCGGAUUACAACAUCCAGAAGGAGUCGACCCUUCACCUCGUCCUCCGCCUGCGUGGUGGUGGUAAGAAGCGCAAGAAGAAGGUCUACACCACCCCCAAGAAGAUCAAGCACAAGCACAAGAAGACCAAGCUCGCCAUCCUCAAGUACUACAAGGUUGACGGUGAUGGAAAGAUCGAGCGUCUUCGCCGCGAGUGCCCCGCUCCCGAGUGUGGUGCCGGUGUCUUCAUGGCCGCUAUGCACAACCGCCAGUACUGCGGUAAGUGCCACCUCACCUACGUCUUCGAUGAGGCCAAAUAA